Molecule: messenger RNA, 1859 nt
Organism: Westerdykella ornata
Lineage: Eukaryota; Fungi; Ascomycota; Dothideomycetes; Pleosporales; Sporormiaceae
Product: methionine aminopeptidase 2-like protein
Exons: 5
Coding region: 1-1383 (460 amino acids)
Biological process (GO): proteolysis
Molecular function (GO): metalloaminopeptidase activity
Source: RefSeq, a predicted model, not a curated record
AUGGGUUCCAAAACGCCAGACGGUCGUCGGCACGGCCCCAAUGAGUCGCCCGCACACGCGACCAUUGAUGCCGUCAAUCCUCCCAAACAGGCCGCUGCGAUGGGCCUUAUCCCAGGCGCUCUCGAAGGGCAGGAUGAAGAUGGCGAUGACGACGACGACGAUGACGGCGGCAACCCCAGGUCCGACCUAAGCAAUACCAAGAAGAAGAGACGUAGAAAUAACAGAAGAAAGAAGAGCAAAAAGACAGCAUUCACAGCGCAGACCACUCCUCCAAGGGUUGAGCUUUCCCGCAUUUUCCAGGGUAAAGAGUAUCCCCAAGGCGAAAUCAAAGCCUAUGCUGGACGCGAUGAGAAUCUGCAGCGUACGACGGGCGAGGAACUUCGUCACGUGGCUCUCGUCAACGACGUGGACGACGAAUUCCUAAGUGAUUAUCGGCAGGCGGCCGAGGUGCAUCGUCAAGUCCGCCAGUACGCCCAGACGCUGAUCAAGCCCGGGAUUUCCAUGAGCAGGCUUGCUCAGGAGAUUGAAGAUGGCGUACGGGCACUGACUGGCCAUCAAGGCAUUGAGACGGGCGAUGCACUUAAAGCCGGAAUGGGAUUUCCAACGGGUCUCUGUAUCAACAACGUAGCCGCUCAUUGGACGCCCAACCCGGGAGCGAAGGAGGUCAUUCUUCAGUAUGACGAUGUCUUGUCCGUGGAUUUCGGAGUCCAUGUCAGCGGCCGGAUCGUCGACAGUGCUUUUACCGUCGCUUUCAACCCCGUCUACGAUAACCUCCUCGCUGCCGUCAAGGCAGCGACCAAUACCGGGCUCAAGGAAGCUGGAAUCGAUGCCAGGAUUUCCCAAGUGAGCGCGGCGAUCCAGGAAGUCAUGGAAAGCUACGAGGUCGAGCUCCAGGGGAAGACGAUUCCUGUCAAGGCCGUUCGGAACAUCACCGGCCACAACAUCCUGCGCUACCGCAUCCAUGGCGAGAAGCAGGUGCCAUUCGUCAAGACCACAAGCACACAGCGCAUGGAGGAGGGCGAAGUGUUUGCAAUCGAAACGUUUGGCACGACCGGUAAGGGGUACCUGGACGACGACGUCGGAGUCUAUGGCUAUUCACGCAACGAGCACGCUAGCAUCGCCGGACUCCAUCACGCCUCUGCGAAGUCGCUGUUGAAGAUGAUUGAUGCCAAUUUCGGCACAAUACCUUUCUCUCGGAGCUACCUUGAGCGCGUUGGGGCGAAGAAUUACCACCUGGGCAUGAGGACGCUCGUCGCCCGUGGCAUUGUUCAGUCGUAUGCGCCUCUGGUGGACGUCCCGGGGUCGUACGUUGCGCAAUUCGAGCAUACGGUCCUACUCCGCCCGACCUGCAAAGAAGUCAUCUCUCGAGGCGACGACUACUGAGAGAGACGUUUCAGACAGAUGAUGCAGAGAGGUUGAUUUCUUCUUUUCCGUUCAUCCCUUUUCUGGUUUUAUAGGCUUCAACGCCCCCGUCUUACAUUUGGGCUGGCUUUCAACAAGUCCUAAAUCUACGAAAAAUCAAACGACUUGCAAGCGCUUCACGGUCGUUCCGUGUACGUCCGGCUGGUUGCUCGGAGGUUCUACAAUUCAGAGCGUUUGUGGUAUAGUAGCCCUCGUUACAUUGGCCCUCAGAGUUUAGUAGCAGUGAUGUCCUAUCAUGUCUAAGUGGGACCCUGAGCUUGCUCCGACUCGUCAGAUUCCACAGUAUUACAGCAAUGGUCUAUAAAGUAAGCUCUGGUAGGGCCAAGCUAGUUCAUUUCCCGAAUGCUGUACUCCUACCGUGCAGAUGAGGGUGUUGCUGGUAUUGGGCAUCCCAUCCUCCAGCUACUACCAUCCCUCUACAAAGUCACUAGAAAUGG